UUAUUUCUUAAGGCAGUUAUUCAUAACUCUUACGCUAUUGAUGAAGAAUUUGUUGUAUUAUUAUUAGUUUUCCAUUUUGAUUACGAGUUCAUUAAUAUUCGUGAAAUAUUGCUUGACCUACAGUAUUAUGAAAGGACAAAGAAGUACACUGAUGCUGUAGUUGCCUAUAAAAGUGGUAGUCGUUAUGAAGAAGUAAUCAAUUUAAUGCAAAGGCACAAAAAAGAAAUUGAUGAGAAGAUAUUUCAUAGUAUUACCUGA
Messenger RNA from Funneliformis caledonium, 258 nucleotides. Lineage: Eukaryota; Fungi; Glomeromycota; Glomeromycetes; Glomerales; Glomeraceae. The record is from the annotation of a GenBank genome assembly.